GCUACGGUCUAUGGAGGUGAGGACCUGUAGGGUUCAAGCUGCCAUGACAGAAACCACUGCCUGAGCUUCUCAGCGAUACUCUACGAAAGGGGAGGAUGGGUGAUGGGCCCGUGAAAUUCAGCGGACUGUCUCCUCUUUAUCCCAUCCUCUCAUGGAGCGUCCUGUCACACCGAGCCCCUCCUGGAACACUUCUUUCUCCCUGUUUCCACCCUCACUGCAGCCAAACAUCUCUAAUGUCACCUCACCCACGCCGAGCAUCCCAGGUGGGAUAGAUGUGAAUCGCUCCUUGGCACUGUGUGCUAUGCUCAUUAUGAACAUGCUUGCAGUGGUGGGCAACUUGGCUGUGAUCAUUGUCAUCACCAAAACGCCGCAGCUGCGUAAGUUUGCCUUCGUGUUCCACCUCUGUCUGGUGGAUCUGGUGGCAGCGCUGGUGUUGAUGCCUCUGGGGAUGCUGUCAGAUCAAAUCCUGGUGGAUGAAGCGCUGUGUCGGAGCUACCUCUGCUUGAGUGUGUGUCUAGUGAGCGCUGUCAUCCUCACCAUAUGUGCGAUCAAUGUGGAGCGCUAUUACUACAUUGUCCACCCCAUGCGUCACGAGGUAAAGAUGACAGUGGGGGUGGUGGUGAUGGUACUAAUAGGAAUCUGGAUUAAAGCUGUUGUCAUGUCAGUACUUCCACUCCUGGGCCGGCUGCUCCAGGGAAACCAGGGUCUGGGGGCUUCUUCCCUCCACGUUCCCACUCAGAGACACUGCUCCCUCCACUGGACAGGUGGCGGGAUCACACGCCUGGUCUUCAUGGUUUUCUUUACAGUCAUCUAUUUUCUGUGCCCUAUGCUGAUCAUACUGGUGGUCUACUGCAACAUGUUUAAGGUGGCACGAGUAGCAGCCAUGCAGCACGGCCCCCUCCCCACUUGGAUGGACACUCCAAGACAACGAUCCGAGUCUGUGAGCAGUUAUUCGACCAUGGCGGCCAGCCUCCGAGGAACUGGUUCCCGCACCACCCCUCAAAGGACCUUCAGUGGGGGGAAGGCUGCAGUGGUUCUGGUGGCGGUGGGAGGCCAGUUCUUCUGCUGCUGGCUGCCAUAUUUUUCCUUCCACCUUUACUCGGCUGUAGUGUCUACCUCCCCUGCUUCAUUAGCCCAGCUGGAGGAUGUGGUGACAUGGAUCGGCUACUUCUGCUUCACCUCCAACCCCUUCUUCUACGGUUGCCUGAACCGUCAGAUCCGCGAGGAGCUGAGCCGCCACUUGGCUUGCCUUUUCAAGCGCGCUGGGCCCAGAGAAGGAGAGCAGCUGCCCAGCCGAGAGGCCUCUAUUGAGGAAAACUUUUUGCAGUUCCUUCAGGGCACUGGAUGCAAUCUGGAGCCCUGCAACUCUCACAGCAGAGCCAGCCUAGAGUUGCCAGAGACUGAGGAUCUUCAGGAAUCAGCUGUUCAGCAGCACAUGCCAGCUGACUUCCACAUCCCAGGGCAGAUCCUCGAGGAAACCUCAGAGUUCAUACAGCAGCAACAGCUGAACAAUGAGCUCCAUGUAUCAGAGAACUGCUUCAAAACUGUACCAGAGCUGUAGCCGACUCAUGUACUCACUCUUCUGCCAUACAAUAAGCCAAUAAAUAUAUUUAGUUUUAUUCAUAUUUUUUACAAUUUGUUGAAUUAAUACAUCUCUAGCUGAUGCUACGAAGUGCUUUAAAGCAAAGUGAACUGUAAA
Messenger RNA from Neolamprologus brichardi, 1699 nucleotides. RefSeq names its product G protein-coupled receptor 61 (gene gpr61). Gene Ontology annotation, molecular function: G protein-coupled receptor activity. Gene Ontology annotation, biological process: G protein-coupled receptor signaling pathway. Lineage: Eukaryota; Metazoa; Chordata; Actinopteri; Cichliformes; Cichlidae. The record is from RefSeq and is a predicted model, not a curated record. Gene Ontology annotation, cellular component: signaling receptor complex; plasma membrane; endosome.